AUGUUCUCGGCGAUAAUUCAUGCGUUGUUCCCGGUGAUGAUUUAUAUGAUGUUUCCGGUGAUGAUUCAUAUAAUGUUCCCGGUGAUGAUCAUACAAUAUUUCUAUCGAUGAUUCACGCAAAAGUCAUGGCGAUGAUUCAUGCGAUG
Molecule: messenger RNA, 146 nt
Organism: Dentiscutata erythropus
Lineage: Eukaryota; Fungi; Glomeromycota; Glomeromycetes; Diversisporales; Gigasporaceae
Source: the annotation of a GenBank genome assembly